This is a messenger RNA of Gavia stellata (red-throated loon), 3468 nucleotides long. RefSeq names its product glutamate receptor interacting protein 1 (gene GRIP1). The coding region runs from base 1 to 3468 and encodes 1155 amino acids. Gene Ontology annotation, molecular function: nuclear glucocorticoid receptor binding. Lineage: Eukaryota; Metazoa; Chordata; Aves; Gaviiformes; Gaviidae. Gene Ontology annotation, biological process: neurotransmitter receptor transport, endosome to postsynaptic membrane. The transcript is spliced from 25 exons. The record is from RefSeq and is a predicted model, not a curated record.
AUGGAGCGCUUCUUGGGCUUCGUCAAGCAGAUAAGAAGAUCGAGAAGAAGAAAAGGCAAAAAGUACCGGCCAGAGGAGGAUUACCAUGAGGGCUACGAGGAUGUCUACUAUUAUGCCUCAGAGCAUUUUCGAAAUGAGAGUCCCUACACAAAGUCUGCAAACCAGGCAAAGCCACCUGAUGGAGCACUGUCUGUGAGGAGACAGAGUAUUCCAGAGGAAUUCAAGGGCUCAACGAUAGUUGAAUUAAUGAAAAAAGAAGGCACCACCCUAGGGCUUACAGUAUCGGGUGGAAUUGACAAGGAUGGGAAACCAAGAGUAUCUAACCUUCGUCAAGGAGGAAUCGCUGCUAGGAGUGACCAGCUGGAUGUAGGUGACUACAUCAAAUCUGUGAAUGGAAUCAACCUGACCAAAUUUCGCCAUGAUGAGAUCAUUAGCCUGCUCAAGAACGUUGGCGAGAGGGUUGUUUUAGAAGUGGAGUAUGAACUGCCUCCAGUCUCUGUACAAGGAUCAGGUCUCAUUUUUAGAACUGUGGAAGUUACUUUACAUAAAGAGGGAAACACUUUUGGAUUUGUGAUAAGAGGUGGAGCACAUGAUGACAGAAAUAAAUCUCGUCCUGUUGUAAUAACAUGUGUUAGACCUGGAGGGCCUGCUGACAGAGAGGGCACAAUCAAACCUGGGGACAGGCUGCUGAGUGUUGAUGGGAUCCGACUGCUGGGAACGACACAUGCUGAAGCCAUGAGUAUCCUCAAACAAUGCGGACAGGAGGCGACUCUGCUGGUUGAAUACGAUGUCUCAGUGAUGGAUUCAGUAGCAACAGCAUCUGGGCCACUGCUGGUUGAAGUUGCCAAAACUCCCGGUGCUGCUCUUGGGGUUGCACUAACUACCUCGAUGUGCUGCAACAAACAGGUCAUUGUCAUAGACAAAAUCAAAUCUGCAAGUAUUGCAGACAGAUGUGGUGCAUUACAUGUAGGAGACCAUAUUCUGGCCAUUGACGGCACCAGCAUGGAGUACUGUACGCUAGCAGAAGCAACGCAAUUUUUGGCUAACGCAGCGGAUAAUGUCAAACUUGAGAUCCUUCCUCACCACCAGACACGGCUAGCACUGAAAGGCCCAGAGCAUGUGAAGGUUCAAAGAAGCAACAGGCAACAUACCUGGGAUUCGUGUGCCAACAGCCACAGCAGCCUCCUCACCUACCACCAUUAUAACACCUACCACCCUGACCAUUGCAGGAUGCCAGCCUUGAAAUUCCAGAAAACGCCUCCUCAGAAAAGCCUUCCAGCUUUGGUGUCUUCAUCCUUCUCUCCUACCUCCAUGAGUGCAUACAGCCUGAGUUCCCUGAACAUGGGGACCUUACCUCGCAGCCUCUACUCCACCAGCCCACGUGGGACAAUGAUGAGGCGGAGGAUGAAAAAGAAGGACUUCAAAAGCUCCUUGUCUUUAGCCUCUAGCACUGUUGGUUUGGCUGGGCAGGUCGUCCAUACAGAAACCACAGAAGUAGUGCUGACAGCUGACCCCGUAGUAGGGUUUGGGAUACAGCUCCAGGGUAGCGUGUUUGCUACUGAGACCUUGUCUUCUCCACCCCUCAUUUCCUAUAUUGAGUCUGACAGUCCAGCGGAAAGGUGUGGGGUGCUGCAAAUAGGAGACAGAAUAGUGGCAAUAAACGGUAUCCCGACAGAAGACAGCACAUUUGAUGAGGCCAAUCAACUGCUGAGAGACUCCUCUAUCACCAACAAGGUCACUUUGGAAAUAGAAUUUGAUGUUGCAGAAUCAGUUAUACCAAGCAGUGGAACAUUUCAUGUAAAACUACCAAAGAAGCAUAAUGUGGAACUUGGCAUCACCAUAAGUUCUCCAUCCAGUAGAAAACCAGGAGACCCUCUGGUUAUUUCUGAUAUCAAGAAAGGAAGUGUUGCUCACAGAACUGGGACGCUCGAACUGGGUGAUAAAUUGCUUGCAAUAGAUAACAUUCGACUUGACAAUUGCUCAAUGGAAGAUGCUGUUCAGAUCCUUCAGCACUGUGAGGAUCUUGUAAAGUUAAAGAUCCGCAAAGAUGAAGAUAAUUCCGAUGAACAGGAGAGCUCUGGAGCAAUUAUUUAUACUGUUGAGCUCAAGCGCUAUGGUGGGCCUCUUGGAAUUACAAUCUCUGGUACUGAAGAGCCCUUUGAUCCCAUAAUAAUUUCCAGCCUUACAAAAGGAGGAUUAGCUGAAAGGACUGGGGCAAUUCACAUAGGAGACAGAAUCCUAGCAAUAAAUAGUAGCAGUCUGAAAGGAAAACCUUUGAGUGAAGCCAUUCAUUUAUUACAGAUGGCAGGAGAAACUGUCACCUUGAAAAUCAAGAAGCAGACAGAUGGUGAGUAUGCUACCAGUCCCAAGAAAUUUUCUGUGGGUCACAUAAGUGAACUGAGUGAUGCUGAAGAUGAAACCUCUGCUGCACAGAAAUCUGGCAAACUCCCAGACAUCUAUUCCACUACAGUCCCAAGUGUUGACAGCGCAGUAGAGUCAUGGGAUGGCUCUGGUAUUGAUACCAGCUUUGGAAACCAAGGGCACAGCUAUCAGGCUUCAGGAUACAACUUCAAUGCCUAUGAAUGGAGGACUCCUAAACAGAGUAGUUUGUCCCCUCCAAGCAAACCACGAAACCACCCAUUUCAUGAUACAGGGCUGAGUGAUGAUGAAUGGGACCGACCUACAGCAAGCAGCUUCGCAGGUACCCAUGAUAACACCGAGGCUGACCAGGAGGAAAAUUUCUGGUCUCAGGCUCUGGAGGAUUUAGAGACCUGUGGCCAGUCAGGAAUUCUGAGGGAACUAGAGGACAAGGCUGACAGGCGUCUGUGUUUGAGAAACAUGACUCUCUUGGCCACAAUUAUGUCAGGAAGUACAAUGAGUUUGAAUCAUGAAAACCCACAGCCUCGUAGCCAGCUGGGAAGACAAGCCAGCUUCCAGGAAAGAAGUACUGUAAGGCCACAUUACAGUCAAGCUACUCGUAGCAACACAUUGCCAUCAGAUGUGGGGAGAAAGUCAAUGGUUCUGAGAAAAAUUAAGCAAGAAAUGAAAGAAAUCAUGUCACCAACUCCUGUGGAGUUACACAAGGUAACUUUGUACAAGGACUCUGAUGGAGAAGACUUUGGGUUCAGUGUCUCAGAUGGUUUAUUGGAAAAAGGAGUGUAUGUUAAAAAUAUUCGACCAGCUGGCCCUGGCGAUCUGGGAGGUUUAAAACCAUAUGACAGACUUUUACAGGUAAACCACGUUCGCACCAGAGACUUUGACUGCUGUCUAGUUGUGCCCCUCAUUGCAGAAUCUGGCAAUAAGCUGGAACUGGUUAUCAGCAGAAACCCACUGGCAUCUCAGAAAGGAAGCUCAGAACAACAGACUUCAGCGAGUGGGGAGUGGAGUGGUCAGAAUAAUGUCUUCCUUCAGAAGAGUGGACACGCUAAUGUUAAUACAGAGACACGGGAUCCUACAAAUACAUUAUAG